Molecule: messenger RNA, 3856 nt
Organism: Amborella trichopoda
Lineage: Eukaryota; Viridiplantae; Streptophyta; Magnoliopsida; Amborellales; Amborellaceae
Product: leucine-rich repeat receptor protein kinase HPCA1
Biological process (GO): protein phosphorylation
Molecular function (GO): protein kinase activity; ATP binding; protein binding
Source: RefSeq, a predicted model, not a curated record
AUGCAAGAUAAUCAACUCUCUAGAACUGCAUUCCAUUGCAUUUCUGAUGAAAUAAAGCAACAAGUUACAAGCGAUGGAUUCCACGUUCACCUCAGGAGUAGAGCAAGUCAUCUAUAAUUUCAUAAAUUUUUAUUCAAAAUAAAGACUUCUCCUAGCUGAUGGCCCAGAUCAGUCUCCAUAUACAAACUAGGGACUCUUGGCCUUUAGAUACGAUCGGAGUCUUGCAUUACACAAGAAGCCUGUCUUUUAAAUACAAAAACAUGCAGUGGGAAGAAUGAUGGAGGCAUUCUUUUUGUUUCAGGAGAUGAUGGAGGAAUAUGUGAAAUAGAAGCAUAUAUGAGAAACACCUUUCAAGAUAUGGACUUCGGGCUAGGAAUCUGACUCUACUUUGGAAAUUCAAUACUUCGGCCUUGCAACUUAGUUUAACAGAGGCUGCUGCUAUAACUGAGGCUAUGUAGUAAAAUCCUAUAUCACAGAAAUAUGGUUAUUCUGUUGAUGCUACCGAUUGUCUUCGUGGACAACUAAAGAUUUGAAGCGAUGGGACCGAUGGGCUGGCCCUGCAUUCAGUUCUUUGUCAUUUUAUGCCAACUUUGUGCUAUCUAUGGACAAGAAACCAAUCCUUUUGAUGGUGCUGUACUUACUUCCCUACAGAACGUUUGGCAGAAUGUGCCACCUACUUGGAAGGGUGGGGAUCCAUGCCUCAAUCAAUGGGAUGGAAUUAGUUGCAAUGGUUCCCGUGUGACCGCCAUCAAGUUGUCGACUAUGGGCCUCAAGGGUACUCUGACUGGCGACAUUGGAUCUCUGUCUGAGUUACAGUAUCUGGAUUUGUCUUAUAACAAGGAUUUAACUGGGUCCCUUCCACAAAGCAUUGGAAAUUUGAAAAAACUUACAAACUUGAUCCUAGUUGGUUGCAGCUUCAGUGGUACUAUCCCAGCACAGAUAGGAAGUCUUCAAGAGCUGGUCUUUUUGUCACUGAAUUCUAAUGGCUUCACUGGAGAGAUACCUCCUUCAAUUGGCAGUCUAUCUAAGCUGUAUUGGCUGGAUCUGGCCGACAAUCAACUUACUGGAUCCAUUCCAAUCUCCACACCAACUUCACCUGGUCUGGAUAUGCUGCUGGGCACAAGGCACUUCCAUUUCAAUAGGAAUAAGCUCUCGGGUUCCAUUCCAACUCAACUUUUCAGCUCAGCUAUGACUGUGAUACAUAUACUCUUUGAUGGCAACAACUUCUCCGGGAAGAUCCCAUCCAGUAUAGGACUCGUAACAAGUCUGGAGGUUCUUCGGUUAGAUCGAAACAAAUUUGAGGGGCCUGUUCCAGCCAACCUCAAUAACCUUACGAAAAUCCAGGAACUGAGUUUGGCGCAGAAUGCACUGACCGGCCCGUUACCCAAUCUCACAGGGAUGAACGUUCUUGCUUAUCUGGACUUGAGCAACAACAGCUUCGAUGCAACAGAACCACCACCAUGGUUGCCUACAUUACAGUCUUUGACAACCAUAGUCAUGGAAUCCAUAAGACUUCAGGGUGAACUCCCACAGGCAGUAUUCACCAUCCCGCCGUUGCAGAUGGUGAAGAUGAGAAACAAUAACCUAAAUGGUACAAUUGACAUAGGCAGCAAUUUCACCUCGCAGCUAAACUAUAUAGAUCUGGAGAACAAUGACAUUCAAAAGCUUGUCUCGGAAUCUACAUACAAAAAGACAUUCAUACUGGUGGGAAACCCAGCUUGUGACGCACAAUUGGCUCAAUCUUCUUACUGCGACACUCCUAAACCCCUCGUCCCUUAUUCCACACCCCAACAAAACUGUGCACAAGACUUGUGCCCUCCCACCCUGCGAGCCAACCCCACAUGUGGCUGUGCAGCACCCUAUACUGGGACACUAGUCUUCAGGGCACCUUUAUUCUCAGACACAACAAACACCACACUCUUCCAAUCAUUAGAGGUCCAAUUGCAGACCAAGCUUCACGUCCCCCCUGGAUCAGUUUCGCUGCAGAACCCCACAAUGGAUUCUGAGAGCUAUAUGCAAGUGCAGCUCUACAUCUUCCCAACUGAUGAGCAGCAAUUCAACAGAUCAGAGGUUUCAACUUUGGGAUUCCGCCUGAGCAAUCAAACCUUCAAACCUCCACCCAGCUUUGGUCCCUUCUUUUUCAUUGCCAAUCCUUAUUACUUCCCAGAAGUGGAACAAAGCAAACAGGAAAACAAUUCUCUCAUUAUUGGACUCUCAGUUGGUGGAGCUGUUCUUGUUCUCAUAUUCAUUAUCGUGGCACUAUUUGCUUUUGAAAGGAAGAGGAAGGCUGAAAGACCCACGGGGAGAAGCAGUUCUUUUGUUUCAUGGAAUCCAAGUGAUAGGAAGAACAGCGGCAGUGCACUGCAGUUGAAAGGAGCAAAAUGGUUUACUUACGAGGAACUCAGGAAAUGCUCAGACAACUUUGCCGAAGCCAAUGGCAUUGGAUCAGGAGGCUAUGGCAGGGUUUAUCGAGGAGUAUUGCCCACUGGCCAAAUGGUGGCCAUCAAAAGAGCAGAACAAGGAUAUGGGCAAGGUGAUCCAGAAUUCAGAAUGGAAAUUGAGUUGUUAUCAAGAGUUCAUCACAGAAACCUUGUCACCCUCAUUGGUUUCUGUUUCGAGCAAGGUGAACAGAUACUUGUCUAUGAAUAUUUCCCCAACGGCACUCUAAGAGAGAGUCUCUCAGGAAAGUCCGGGGUUCGGCUAGACUGGAAGAGGAGGCUUCGGGUUGCUUUGGGUUCAGCAAGAGGGUUGGCAUAUUUACAUGAGCAUGCAGAUCCACCUAUUAUUCAUAGGGAUGUCAAGCCCAACAACAUCCUUCUUGAUGAGAAUUUGAACGCCAAAGUUGCAGAUUUUGGCCUCUCAAAGCCUAUAGGUGACAGACAAUGCCACGUCACAACUCAAGUCAAAGGAACACUGGGUUAUUUGGAUCCUGAGUACUACAUGACCCAACAGCUGACAGCAAAGAGCGAUGUUUAUAGCUUUGGAGUGCUAAUGCUGGAGAUGUUAUCAGGAAAGCCUCCUAUAGAGAGAGGGAGGUACAUAGUAAGAGAGGUGAAAUUGGCAAUGGACAAGACCAAAGACCUGUAUGGCCUUCAUGAGCUCCUUGACCCCACCGUAAUGGCCUCACCAAGCCUCCCUGGCUUCGAGAGGUAUGUGGACCUUGCCCUUAAGUGCGUUGGAGAGUCGGAUAAAGACCGACCCAACAUGAGUGAGGUGGUGAGGGAGAUGGAGGAGAUAAUUAGUGAAGCUGGGUUGAGCACCACCACAAACUCUGCAGCGACUUCGGCAACCUUUGCUGGCUCAGCAAGAGGAACUCCUCACCAUCCUUACAAUGACCCCUCUUUCGACUAUAGUGGUGCCUUCCCACCUUCCACUCCAGUUGAACCCAAGUAAUGAAGAUUGAUCGGAAGUCACAAGAGGCCAUUUGCACAGAAGCGGUCUUACCACACAAGUUAACUGUAAAACACUUGCUUUAAGCAUAGAGGUAAAAUGGAUAGAUUCGAUGUUACGCUGCUGCCUUUUUUUUCUGAUCUUUGAUUUGGUUUCAAUUAAGGAUUUUCCCAUUCGAUUAUUUUAUUUGAAUUUUAUUUUAUCUUUUGCAUCUUCUCAUCAACACAGUUUGAGAAUAUUGCAAUUUCUGACGAGAAGAAAUUAAUUUAUCUACUCUGUUUCAAUGAUUAAACUGCCAUUCACAAUUUGACAUAUAGAUGAAGGAUUAGAGAUGUAUGUUGAUUCAGGAUUCAUUAGAAUCACACAAAGUUAGUUCAUUCUGAAAGGAUCAAAAUGAAAAAUUACAAAACAAAAAGGAGUUCAUAGAGGUUCAUGCGUUCCCAGAUGUUGCAUGGUAUACAGAUUC